Molecule: messenger RNA, 2376 nt
Organism: Fopius arisanus
Lineage: Eukaryota; Metazoa; Arthropoda; Insecta; Hymenoptera; Braconidae
Gene: Xbp1
Product: X box binding protein 1
Exons: 2
Coding region: 467-1300 (277 amino acids)
Biological process (GO): regulation of DNA-templated transcription
Cellular component (GO): nucleus
Molecular function (GO): DNA-binding transcription factor activity, RNA polymerase II-specific; RNA polymerase II transcription regulatory region sequence-specific DNA binding
Source: RefSeq, a predicted model, not a curated record
AUCGAUUCUACCAUGACCAGAAUAUCCUCUAUGAAUGACUAACACGAAGUUACCUUGACGAUACGGCUACCAGUGUGGCGCCUUCAUUGACCAAUCACAAAACACCACAUCAGCUACUUGUUUCGUCGGCCAAUCCUAUUUCGCUUUACCUCUAAAAUGGCCACUCCCUACCUCCCACCAUCGGUCGUCCGAGUCAUCGUCUCAGCACCUUUUGUGUGUCACAACAGUUGCAUCAGAAUCACCGGAACAACUAAAUCGGAGGAAAAAAAAAUAAAUAAAAUCCAACCUAAAGGGUGAGGUAAAAAUUCAGUUCGCCAUCAUUUCUCAAGGUCAUUAUAUGUGGGCAUCAGAUAUGCUGAAAAACGUUGUAGUUAACGGAGAUAUAUAGUAAAUCACAAAUAAAAAUUGACAACCGUCAACCAGUUAGAUUGUGGGCAUAGAAUAUUUACGAGUUUAAUGGCUGAUUAUGAGUUUUCCCAGAAGUGUCAUCAUUACGCUGCCUAAGGGUAUGCAAAAAGCCACACUCGGUAACGAAAUUAAUUUGGCGACUUCGAUUCUUGGAGCCAAAGCAAAAAUGGAAGCAAGGAAAAUGAAGAUUGAAGAAAUUGACGACUCGUCGUGUCGAAUUGUUAAACCUGAUGAAUGGCUUAGAGGAAAGAAAAGGCGGCUCGAUCACCUUACAUGGGAGGAAAAGUUACAGCGAAAAAAAUUGAAGAAUCGAGUAGCAGCUCAAACAUCCCGAGAUCGGAAGAAAGCUAAACUCGAUGAGCUCGAGGAUACCGUGCGUGCUCUCCACGAACAAAACGAUCUUCUCUCAGAAGAAUGCGCGCUUCUUCGCUCUCAGAAUGAAACCCUUCUUGUUGAGAGCCAACGUCUAAAAUUUCAGUCUCAAAAUCCAACGAAUUCAGUAAAGUACUGUGAAUCGUGUCAGAACCGUGUCGAUUAUGUUAAGCCCACGCUGGGAUCCGCCGCAUCCCCUAACCCUCUGCUGCAGGGUGGCAAAACACAAUCGGCACCAGCUCUGACCCAAAAUGCCACAGUAAUCUUGAAGAUACUGACCCUUUACCUCCUCUCGAGGAGCUCUUUGGAGAUCUCCAAGGAGACGACUACCUCAUCAGACUUGAAGAACUCGCCGAGAGCCUUCUGCGAGAGGUUACCGCAGAAGUGGAAGCAAAUUCUAAUCCAGCAAAUGUCAACAACAGCCAGAAGAGAGAUUCCACUGAAAAAUAUGACAAUACAGAGCGAAUGGUGGGGCAGACAUCAGAAGAUGUGGAAACCACCUCAGCUAGCGGAGGCUUGAAGGACUCAGGUCGAUCACAAUCAGCCCCAGAUUAUUUGUCGCUCGUUUACACAAGUCCUGGAAAGAAAUCGGAAACGAAUAAUGAUGUUUCAAGCACUCCUAAUCACAUUGGAAACAACUCCAAAAAAAUUAUCACAAAAAAUUCCCACUCAAAAAUUUUUAAUUCUGAUAUCCGUUCUGAGCCGAUUUUCAAUUAUUUACCCACUACAAAUGUUUUGAAACGGGAAAUUAAACAGGAACCCGUUAAUGACUCUGAUACAGUUUACGGAACUUAUGACGAGGCUACCAAUUGCAUUACUAUUAUUUGCAGUGAGGAAAAUGGUGUUGCUAUUCAGGAAUGCGUUCAGGAAGUUUCUAGUGAUAACAGCACACCUUUAACCUCAAAAUAUUCAUAUAAAAAUCACCUUUCACCAGUGUAUACUAUUUGUGAUAAUUCAUCGCCCGAUAGUCUCCACUCGGAGGAAUCUGAUGGACAUCUGAGGUAUAAGAACGAUGACUGUGGCUACGAGUCUCAUGACGAACCCAAAGUCGAAAGGACCUCAAAUGUUACACAAUUGACCGAUCCCUGGCACGAGAGCUUUUCUAUCUUAUUUCCCAGUCUUGCUUGAUCAAUUUCGAUAUCACCAUUAUCCUUAUCAUUCAAAUACAUCAAUUUUUCCUUUUUUCCGCGAAAAAAUAUUUAAUGAUAAAUUUUUAAUAUAUUCAAUUUAUCUAGGUCACUUUAUACUGAUUAGUUUGAAUAAGGGUGGUUCGCAGACAUUUCAUUGUUUCAUCAUAAAAAAAUUGUACAUAAACUAUAAAGUAAUGUUCAUAUAUUUUUAUACUAGAGCAUUUCUCUCCGAGUUUAUCCUCAGUGUUCUCCGUGCAUAAGUCGAUAUUAGAAUACACUUCUUUAUGGAAUUAUUUACCUCAAUUCAAUUACGUUUACAAUGAGUCCUCUAAUGGUUUUGUGUUCAUGAACGGUUUCUUAAUGUCCAGAAUUACUCAUGUUUUCUUUAAUAAUAAAAAAAACAAAAAACAAUAUUGCUCAUUGUAAAAAGCUGAAUAAACAGUCUGGAGCCUGAUUUAUGAUAAAA